Messenger RNA from Calypte anna (Anna's hummingbird), 564 nucleotides. Its product is annotated as olfactory receptor 14J1-like. The annotation marks the transcript as partial. Gene Ontology annotation, cellular component: membrane. Gene Ontology annotation, molecular function: olfactory receptor activity. The transcript has 2 exons. Gene Ontology annotation, biological process: G protein-coupled receptor signaling pathway. The record is from RefSeq and is a predicted model, not a curated record. Lineage: Eukaryota; Metazoa; Chordata; Aves; Apodiformes; Trochilidae.
CUGCACUACGGGACCCUCCUGGGCAGCAGAGCUUGUGUCCACAUGGCAGCAGCUGCCUGGGGCACUGGGUUUCUCAGUGCUCUGCUCUACACAGCCAAUACAUUUUCCCUGCCCCUCUGCCAGGGUAAUACCCUGGAGCAGUUCUUCUGUGAAAUCCCCCAGAUCCUCAAGCUCUCCUGCUCACACUCCUACCUCAGGGAACUUGGGCUUCUUUCUUUCAGUGCUUUUCCCUUUUUUGCAUGUUUUGUAUUUAUUGUGUUCUCAUACGUAGAGAUCUUCAGGGCUGUGCUGAGGAUCCCCUCUGAGCAGGGACGGCACAAAGCCUUUUCCCUGUGCCUCCCUCACCUGGCUGUGGUCUCCCUCUUUUUCAGCACAGCCGUCUUUGCCUACCUGAAGUCCCCCUCCAUCUCCUCCCCAUCCCUGGACCUGGUGGUGUCAGUUCUGUACUCAGUGGUUCCUCUAGCAGUGAACCCCCCUCAUCUACAGCAUGAGGAACCAGGAGCUCAAAGAUCCUGUGACGAAACUGAUGACAGGAUUCUUUUCUCAACUACUCGAGGCUGUUAA